Closterium sp. NIES-65 is the source of this 4110-nucleotide messenger RNA. Lineage: Eukaryota; Viridiplantae; Streptophyta; Zygnematophyceae; Desmidiales; Closteriaceae. The record is from the annotation of a GenBank genome assembly.
AUGGUCAGUCCUACCGUUCUCACUUUUGACGCUGAGGGCCGUCCGAUCAAGUUUGACGUUUGGCUCGAUGACCUGCACCUGUUCCUCCAGAUCACUUCCAAGGAUGAUGUUUCCCUGUUUGACCACACCCACCUGCCGUUAGAUGAGCGCGAGCGCUUUGGCCAGCAUAAGGCCGCUAAGGAGCUGUACGAUGUUGUAGGCCGUCUCUCGCUGCCCUACCUCUUCCCCGAUCUGUCUGCCUUUGCCACUGUAGCUGACCUCAUCACUCACCUUCGUACUAGUGAUCUCUGCUACCGUGCCGCGCUCCCCCCCGAUUUCCUAGCCAAGAACCCUCCCCUGAUGUACCUCACACUCUACCACCUAGUCACCCGCCUCCCUGACUCCCUUCGCACCGUCAGGGACCACUUUCUCGCCCUCUCCCCCACCGACCUCACUGUCGACCUGCUCGAGAAGGAACUCCUAGCAGCUGAGAAGUGCAUUGUAGCUGUAGGUGCCUCUCGUGCCGACCCUCGCACUCCCUUCUUUGAGGGGUGCUCCCCCUCCCCCCUCCUCCCCUCCAUUGCAUCUGCUGCUGCCGUCGACUACCUCGGUGCUGAGGGGGUCGGGGCUGCGUCUGCUCCUAGUGGGAGGCGCAAGGGCGGCAGGGGCAAGGGGGGCAGGAGUGGCGGAGGUGGCGGCGGGGGCGGCGGUGGUGGAGGGGGUGGAAGGGGCGGGGGUGGUGGCGGUGGUGGGAGUGGCGCUGGUGGUGGGGGGGUCAGUGGUGGAGCAGGGGGUGGUGGCGGCGGAGGUGAUGGGGGUGGUGGGGGUGGUGGUGGCAGUGGUGGCGGCAGUGGAGCUGGUGGCGGGCGCGGUGGAGCGGUGCAGCGUGGGGGGUUCGGCGGUGGCCAGAGGCAGCAGCAGCAGCGUCCUGGCGAGACUCCCUCGCCCCAGCAGCUCCGUGAGUGGUACUCUCAGCGUGGGGGCUCUGGGGGUGGAGGUACCUGCCCGUACGUCAUCCGCACAGGUGACCGCACUGGCCAGACCUGUGGGAGGUUCCACACGGCGCAGCGCUGCUUCUUUCGUCUCGACGACGCCUGGCGCGAGCAGUUUCCUGAAGCCUCUAAGCUGCCCCGCUGGGCUGAUCUGCUUAAAAAGAACAUUGAUAUAUUUGCUCUUGAUUUUGAUGCUAUCCUUGGUGCCAUGUAUGCAUUGACUAAUAGUGUUGAGGGUGACUGUUACCUGGGUGUACCGCCCGACCCGGGUAUUGGGACCAGUGAGACUGCUGCUCUAGGUGCUAGUGCGUCUGCUGCCCUAGGUCCUGGUGAGGCUGCUGCCCUAGGUGCUAGUGAGUCUGCUGCUCCAGGUGCUCGUGCGUUUGAGCUAGCUGGCACUGCGUCUACUGAGGCACUGCACACUUUCACACUGGACUCGGGUGCUUCCCGCUGUUUCUUCCGUGACCGCACUGUCCUUGAGCAGCUAGCUCGGCCAGUUGCUGUCUCCCUCGCUGACCCCUCUGGGGGCCCGGUCCUUGCGACCUCCUCAACUGUCCUCCCUUGUCCUGCGGUCCCGUCCGGCACCCUGUCGGGUCUUUACCUCCCCUCGUUCUCUACGAACUUGGUGGCGGGCUCUGCUCUCCAGGACGGGGGUGUGCACCAGUUCAUCCCUGCCUAUGAGCGUGUGACCCACUGUACGUGUGCUCGGACGGGUCGCCACCUAGCUACCUUCACUCGGCAGCCGGGGUCGGACAUGUACUCACUGACCACUGAGUCCCCUCAGGUACAUGAGUCUACGUCUGCGUCAGGUCAGCUGACGGCCCCCUGCUCGGUUCUCCCUCCCCUCCCACCCUCGCCUGCUCCUCCCUCUCUUCCCUGUGUCGAGGGGCGGCAGCGCGCCAACCCUCACUCCUCCUCGUUCCAUCCCACUGAGGCUCCCCUGCAGACUCUCCACCUGGACGUGUGGGGCCCAGCCCGCGUCCGUGGACAGGGCCACGAGCGGUACUUCCUGCUGGUCGUCGACGACUACACGCGCUACACCACGGUCUUCCCCUUGCGCACCAAGGGUGAGGUCCCUGAUGUUUUGAUCCCUUGGAUCCGCGCUGCUCGUCUCCAGCUCCGCGAGCGGUACCAGUCGGACUUUCCCCUCCUGCGUCUGCACUCUGACAGGGGUGUCCAGUACGCUGCGCAUCAGCUCAACCUCUGGCCCCGUGUCUCUGCUCCGGAGACCUCGCCCACACUGCGUUGGACGGGGGAGGUUGGCGAUGCGUCGGUGUUCCGGGUCUGGGGAUGUCGAGCCUUUGCUCGCGAUACGUCCGCGGACAAGCUCUCCUCCCGUGCCGUUCCCUGUGUCUUCCUUGGCUUUGUCCCUGACGUGCCUGGCUGGCAGUUUUACCACCCCACCUCGCGCCGUGUCUUCCCCUCUCAGAACGUCACUUUUGACGAGUGCACACAUGGAGGCGAGUACCGACCGCCGUCGUUAAACUGGGACUUCUCCCGCACCUCUUCCGCCGAUUCCGCCCUCUGCGGCUCCUGGCCCGCCGACUACGCCGCGCGCCACAGCGCCAUCCGCCAGGCCAGCGCAGUCGCGCACGCAGCGCACGUGGAGGUCAUCAAGCGGAGCAGGAGGAGCGGAGUUUUCGCGUGGUUCAGCCCCGCACCCCCCCCGCGCCCGUACGACCCCGCCGUUCGCUUCCUAACGUUCGAAUGGCUGGACGGGUGCGGCGGGUACGGCGACGCGCUCAACGGGCUGAUGCUCGCGUUCGUGACGGCUGUGCUCGACGGUCGCGCGCUCAUCGUCAACCACGACUGCUUGCCGGCCGCGUUCCUGCCGGCUAUGAUCGACUGGCGGCUGUCGGACGACGUGCCGUUAGAGCCCGCGACCGUCGUCACGCCGCCCGGCUACAACUGGGACGGCGUUGUGACCGACGCGCGCCCCGACGCGCCGGCGAAGGCGGGGGAGGUGGUGCGACUGGACAUGCGGAACUCGCGCGUGGAGCUAGAGACGUUCUUCAAGGCGCUCGAGAACGCCACCAACAUCCGGCUGGCGGCGAACCUGGGCGCGCUGACGCACCUGGCGACCAAGGCCAAGGGCGAGUGGGCGGAGCGGUUCAAAGGCCUGGGCAUCCGCCUGCCGUACGCCAUGGGGUGCUUCUUCCGGUUCCUCCUGCGGCCGCGUGACGAGGUGAGGGAGCUGUUCCACAGCACCAUGCAGAAGCUCCGAGGCAACAGCACCGCCACCGCUAUGGAGCAGCAGCGUGUGGCGACGGUGGGCAUUCACAUCCGCGUGCAGGACGAGGUGGUGUGGGCGGGCGACCGAGGCAAGCCCAAGGACCUGGAGCAGAAACAGAUUGACGCGCUGCUGGGGGACGCCAAGCAGUGGCUCGACUGCGCUCAGCGCGUGGAGGAGUUCUGGUUCCCGUCGUCCCUUGCGGUGCGAUGGAUGCUCAUCACCAACUCAGCGCAGCUCAAGGCUGCCAUUAAAUCCAAAUACCCCGACAAGGUCGUCACCACCGAGUUUGUCCCACGGCAUUCCAACAGCCUCGCAUCAGUGAACAAAAAGGAUGGGUUCGGCAUAGAGGGCAGCAAGCAGGACGAAGCAAGGAUGUUCCAGGAGGUAGUGACAGAGUGGUUGCUCCUAGCGGCCUCUGAUGCGUAUGUGAUUUCUAGAUCCGGGUACUCGCACACGGCAGUGUUUUACUCCAUGCGGACACUUGCUACCUUUGAGUAUGACAGUCGGUCGGUGCGGCGUCUGCCCCUAGCGGGAGACGCCGCUCUGGCAAGGGCAAGGGGGGCAAGGGAGCGGGUGGGGCCAGUGGGGGCGGUGGCGGUGGAGGUGGAGGCGGCGGAGGGAGUGGGGGUGGCGGUGGAGGUGGUAGCGGGGGUGGGGGUGCUAGUGGCAGCAGUGGAGGCGGGAGUGGCGGCGGCGGUGGCGGUGGUAGCGGAGGUGGCGGAGGUGGCGGCGGUGGAGGUGGAGGCGGGGGCGGUGGAGGCGGAGGCGGGGGUGGCGGAGGUGGAGGUGGUCGGAGUGGAGCUUCGCAGCGGAGCGGCACUGGUGGCGGUCAGCGCCAGCAGCAGCAGCAGCAGCAGCGUUCUCGCGACGUCCCCACCCCUCAGCAGCUCCGUGUGUCCCAGGUAG